This is a messenger RNA of Leptinotarsa decemlineata (Colorado potato beetle), 1517 nucleotides long. RefSeq names its product BCL2 family apoptosis regulator buffy (gene Buffy). Lineage: Eukaryota; Metazoa; Arthropoda; Insecta; Coleoptera; Chrysomelidae. The record is from RefSeq and is a predicted model, not a curated record. Gene Ontology annotation, molecular function: BH domain binding. Gene Ontology annotation, cellular component: mitochondrial outer membrane. Gene Ontology annotation, biological process: regulation of apoptotic process; intrinsic apoptotic signaling pathway in response to DNA damage; release of cytochrome c from mitochondria.
GAGGUUGAUCGUCCAAUUGAUAUCAAAAUGAAAAAAUCACUCACAUAUAAAUAUAUUGACUAAUAAUAGCAUUUUAAUGAUUCAGUAUUGGAAUAUCGAUAUCCUAAAUGAAUGGGCGGUGAAUAACAAAAUUCAAUAUCAGUUGUCAAGAACGAGCGCUAGUUGAAGAUACAGAAAAACUGUAUGUCUAGCUGUUUAUUAAUAAUAACAUGUAAGGUUAAACGCGUUAUAAACAUAACUGUGACUAGCGAGUAUUCCCAGUAGUGUUGUUAAAAAACUUUUAGUGUUAACCAAAGAAGUAUAAUUUAAUUGGUUACAGAAUUGGUUCGAGGCUAAUUCGAUUUCGAGAGAAGAAAGACUGAAACCAUUUCCACAUGACGGUCGAUGAUCUACCAAAGCCAUGGAAUUGACUCCAGGGUGGACCCCGGAUAAAGACAGAAGAACCCCGUCGCCGCGUUCUAAACGGAAAUUGAGCAUUCCAGUUGCCACAGGAAUAGAAAAUGCCGUUUUCAAGAGACGAUUCAGCAACGUUGGAGAUGCUGCUAGAAAGUUGUCGACAACAAUUGGAUGGAGCAAAUCCGCCCUGGAAACUCCCCCAGCAGAAAUAACAGCCGUAGGAAGAGCGCUGUGCACACUAUACAUAAGAAGCAGACUGAAACGGGCAGGGGUUUUCAACAAAAAAUUAGGCUUAACCAGGGUCAGAAGUGCGGUAGGUUCAUUGGAGGGAUGCGGGGAAGUAGUCAGAGACAUUUUUCCAGGUCUGUCCUGCGCGUGCGCUGAAUUGGAAGCGAUGCAACCGAAAUUAUUCACGAGGAUCGCCAGGCAGAUAGGUAGGGGACCGGACACGGCCGUUUCGGGAGUUCUUGUCGCUUUCGGAGAAGAGCUGCUGAAAGUCGAACCUACUUGGGGAAAGAUAAUCGCUAUUUAUUGCGUGGCGGCAGGGUUGGCGCUGGAUUCGGUGCGGCAGGGGCGAAUGGAGGACUUGCACGUCAUACAGGUGGAUAUGAAUGAACUUCUGGAAGACCGGAUGGCACUUUGGAUACAUACCAAUGGAGGUUGGCAAGCAUUGGCGGCCCACUGCAAAGUUCAGCAAGAGGAGACCUCAUUCGUGGAACAUUGCGCGAUGCUUGCGUUUGCAGUCUGCGUCCUAGUGGCCAUGUACUUCUUGGGGAAAUUUUUUUGGGCGAUUGGUACAUAAGCGAGGAUUUUUCCUAUUUUCUACAACGCCUUCUACCACUUUCCCGGGUGCAGUAUUAUGAAAAGAGGCUACGAUGUCAAGUGUACUUACCCUUGCCAAUGAAGGCACUUUAAAGAGGAAACAAUUUUCCUUGAUAUUUUCGGUGUCGCAACUCCUGCCGGAGCGGUUUUUUCUACGAAUAUGUUUAGGAUUUUUUGAAGGGCGGGUUUUAUUCUUAAUACUACGUUGCUCAGUCGGUAUAGCGAGAAGUAUUUAUUUUAUACUAUGUAAAACUAUUUUUAUACAAAUUUUGCUGUGAACUUGGUACGAAUAAACCAUU